Messenger RNA from Paraphaeosphaeria sporulosa, 580 nucleotides. RefSeq lists its product as uncharacterized. The record is from RefSeq and is a predicted model, not a curated record. NCBI's taxonomy places the organism in Eukaryota, Fungi, Ascomycota, Dothideomycetes, Pleosporales, Didymosphaeriaceae. The annotation marks the transcript as partial. The transcript has a single exon.
GCUUUGCACAUACGAGAAGCUACAACACACAUCACACCAACCAUGUCGCACUCCACGGGAACCAAGGCAAGUCAUACACACCUCUGCCCCCUCCUGAUCACAAAUCCAAAGCACAAAUCCAAAGCUAACACUUCCCAGGUCACCGACCCCAACGCCACUAUCAAUGAAUCCACAGGCCUCGUAACCUCCGACUCCCUCGCCGCCGAGUCUCUGAACUCCUCCGGCUCCUUCGCCGCCAACAACCCACACGCGGCAGCCUCAAAGCAGCCCUCUGCCUCCACCACGUCCAACACAACUGACACCUCCGGCGCCACACGCCUCCCGCCUGCCCCCGACGCCGAAGCCCGCGAUGCCCAGGCCGGCUGGGCAGAGACCUCCCAGCUCAACGCAGCGCAGGGCCUCGGCGGCAAGUCGAGCCUGAGCGGCAGCGCGGAGUCGUUCAGUCCAGCUAGGGGCGGAUAUGCGGGUGCGGGAGACCAGGCGCGGGGCGCGGGCGAGUUUACGCCGCAUGGCACCAACAUCACCGAGGACCCGGGGAUGACUGGGCAGACGAAGUUUGGCGCCGUGGGCACGAAGCUAG